AUGCCUCGUCUGGAUGAAGGUCAUCUUCACUUUAGUGGGCCCAAAGAUCGACCAGACAAGUCGCGGGUCACCCUGAACCAGUCAUUGAAACGUAUCGUGAAUGAAUUAUUGCAAGAUAUUGAUCACAACAGCAAGUGGAGACUGGUACUGUGUAACUUGACUCUUAAGAACAUGCCAGUCGAAGUCAUGAGAUCGACACUCAGUCCACACGUUGACCACGAGUACACUACCCAGUGUCACUGCACUUGUCACAAGCCGCCCUUGCUGCCUCCAGACUUUGCCUUAGGAGGAAAUGGGUCGCCGCAAGUCCCCUGGUCAAGACAUAACUCUCCGAGGACCAAAGGUUCGGCCACAGUCACCUGGGAAAAUGAUGGGUCUGGAACCACGAAGGUGUGGUGGUCACGCCACACAAAGGGCAAGACGGGAGGCGCAUGGAAAAAGCCGGAAACAGUGAAAAGGAUGGGCAAGACCAGCGUAGAAACAACGACUCGCACCUACACCAAGGAUGGCAAGCGUUACGAGGAGACAGUCGUGGUCGAGACGAAGGAGGAUGAAGAUGGCAACGUCACCAAGACCACCAAGACCACCACGCGCACCCUCGACCCCUACAGCACCGGCGAGCUCUCGUCGGCCCUCGAAGGUUCCAAGACAAGUCGCGGCGGCCGGAAAUCGUCUUCUUCAAGCAGCGACUCUUCACCUGAGAGGACUAAGACUAAAACGAAGAGCGGGAAGGCGUCGGGCGACUCCCUCCUAAGCAAACUGAGGCUGAAGAAGGGUGAUAAGUCCGACGAUGACUCCAGCGACGACGAGGACUUCGUGGAGACCGUCCACAAGGCCGUCAACGAGUACAGGAAGAAACACGGAGUGAAUAAACUCAAGCUCAACAAGGAGAUGAACAAGUACGCCAAGGAAUGGGCCAAGAAGCUGGCGAAGGACGAGAAGAUGUCGCAUCGGCCGGAACAACAAGUACGGCGAGAACGUCUUCUGCCUCUAUCGUCGAACUCGAAAGACUUUCAAGGUGAGGCGUCCGCCGCGCAAAGGCGUUAG
Penaeus vannamei (Pacific white shrimp) is the source of this 1047-nucleotide messenger RNA. RefSeq lists its product as uncharacterized. NCBI's taxonomy places the organism in Eukaryota, Metazoa, Arthropoda, Malacostraca, Decapoda, Penaeidae. The record is from RefSeq and is a predicted model, not a curated record. Gene Ontology annotation, cellular component: extracellular region.